Mercurialis annua (annual mercury) is the source of this 778-nucleotide messenger RNA. Its product is annotated as lipid transfer protein EARLI 1-like. Lineage: Eukaryota; Viridiplantae; Streptophyta; Magnoliopsida; Malpighiales; Euphorbiaceae. Bases 44 to 577 code for a protein of 177 amino acids. The record is from RefSeq and is a predicted model, not a curated record. The transcript has a single exon.
CCAUCACUAAUAUUCUCUCUUUAUUUAGCUAAGCUUUUGAGCAAUGGAAUCCAAAAGAACCUCAUCAUUUGCUCUCUUUCUUGUGCUCAACCUUCUCUUUUUUACUCUUACCAGUGCAUGUGGUGGUGGCUGCCAGCCUCCUAGGCCCCGACCUAGACCCAGACCCAACCCCAGACCUAACCCCAACCCCUUUCCCAACCCCUUUCCAAACCCCAACCCCAACCCCAAUCCCAACCCCAAUCCCAAUCCUAACCCCAACCCCAAUCCCAACCCUAACCCAAACCCUAACCCUAACCCCAACCCGAACCCUUCGCCGGGAAGAUGCCCAAGAGAUGCACUAAAACUAGGCGUUUGUGUUAAUGUUCUUGGCGCACUGCUUAAUGUGACAAUUGGGCAGCCUCCUGUUCAACCGUGCUGCUCUCUCCUCGAAGGUCUCGUCGAUCUCGAAGCUGCUAUUUGCCUUUGCACCGCUAUUCGAGGGAGCGUUUUGGGUCUCAGACUCAAUCUUCCAAUUAGACUAAGCUUGCUUCUUAAUGUCUGCAGCUUUAAUACCCCACCGCAAUUCCAAUGCCCCUAGAAAACAUGCAGAUCCAUAUCUUUUCUUGGGUGGGUCUUCGUUUAAGUAUCAAAAGUUCAUUUUCCUUCUAUGCUUUAUGAUUUAUGCAGAUUGUAUUUUUUUUUGUCUUAGCGGGAGGAUCUUUACUAUAAAUAAGUUAGUUCGUGUGUUUAAGUAUCCUAUUUUAAUCGUUUCAUGAAUAAUAAAAAGUGAUUUUUUUCA